AUUUGAGUAUUGAGUUCAUUAGUGAGCGGGGACUAUAAUGAUCUCAUGAUGUUGGCGUUAGUAAUAGGUUUUAGUAUUUUAGGGCUUUUAGGAACUAGUGCUCAAAUUGUACAGGAUGGACAGUGUAACCCUGACAUCGGUUUGCAGGCAGCCUUCAAUAUUGAUAAUUUCCUCGGCGACUGGUACGAAGUCGCCAGAGCAGACAACCCCCAACAAGAUGGCGACUGUUCUCGUCUCAGCCUGACCAGAGAUGACGGCGGUGCGGUCAACAUCAGCUAUGAGUCUGUCAACCGCAACUUCAAUGAGGAGAUCAAUGGCACCGUCAGCCAGGAAGAGGGGACCGCUAAACUGUCUCUCAACUUUAAUGGAUUAGAGUCUGUCGACUUUUGGGUUCUAAUGACGGAUUAUAACACUUACGCCCUAACUUACCAAUGUGUCAACAUAAAUGCAAAUCAAAGAGCUGUAAACAUCUGGCAAUUGGGCAGAGGCCAAACAUUCACCGACCUGUUCCUCGCUCUAAUGAACACCACUCUGAACAAUCUCCUCGGCAUCAACUUAGAUCAGCUAAGAUCCACGGAUUUCGGGGAAGAAGCCUGUUAUGCACUACCCGUGAUUGAGGAGAACCAACCAAUUGUGCUCCCUGGGCAGUGUGAUCCCAACUUACCUGUUGUAACCUCUUUAGAUGUUGAGAGAUUCAGCGGACUGUGGCACGAAAUAUCAAGUUACUACUCAGAAAACGCCCUCGGAACUUGUGCCAGGGCCGAAUACACCCUAUCAGGUGCCGCGGUCAACGUUGUCAACAGUCAGGUGGUCAACCAGGGACUGGAAGUUAUCACGGGAAACGCGACGGUCAUAGAUCCCAAUGGUGGUGGAAAAUUAUCGGUGACUUUGGAGGUAGUGCCUGGUGUAUUUGUAGAUCAAGAACUUUGGGUAUUGGAUACAAACUACAGUGACUAUGCAGUACUAUACAGUUGCAUCAACCUACCAAAUAACCAGAAACGAGUAUUCAGUUGGAUAACAAGCCGAACGAGAGUUCAAACCGAAGCAGCCAGGGCAGCGGUCACAGAAGUGGUGGACUCGAUUAUGGACCUCAACUAUGUAUAUUAUGACGUAACCGACCAGACGGACGACGGGUGUUUCUACUACCCUGAACACGUGAUCGACCAGCCCGUGGUGUUUAGGGGCUCUUGCGAUAUGAGCAUACCGGCCAUGGCCGAUUUUGAUGCUGAAAAAUAUAUGGGAUUAUGGCACGAAAUCGAAUCUUAUCCGUCAGCGUUCCAAACCGGCACUUGCAAUAAUGCGAGGUAUACACUAGACGCGGCGCUUGGCGUCGUCGAUGUAUUCAACACCCAAGUUAUUGACCAAUCGCUGGACACCAUUCGUGGAAACGCCACUAUAGCAGAAGACGCAGAUGGCACUGGAAAGUUAGUUGUUACCUUCCCAAUCGCAGGAACACCGUUGACGACUUCAACCGACUACUGGGUGUUGGACACCGACUACGAAAACUACGCUUUAGUUUACACCUGCUACAAUAUUGACCCCGACACCAGAGGAGUUUGGAGUUGGAAGCUCAGCAGGACUAAAGAGCUAUCAGCCGAGGCCAACGCCACAAUCAAUGCUGUCAUUGCAUCGAUACCUGUUUUGGACGACCGUUAUUAUCAAAUAAGAGACCAGAGUCCUGAUGGAUGCUUCUACUAUCCCGUACCUGAAUCGGGAGUACCCGUGAUCUUUCCGGGACAAUGCGACGAGGGGAUCGCUGCUGUGCCUAACUUUAGUUUGGAACAGUUUCAAGGAGUGUGGCAUGAAGUGGAAAGUUAUCCAAAGACCGAACAAACAGGAGAGUGCAUCAACCAUGAAUUCACACAAACCGCGGGCAACACGUUGAAUCUUCUGUCUUCACAAGUUGUUGACCAGUUCCUGACUGUUUCUUCUGGAAAUGUAUCUUUCACUUCUACUGAUGGAAGUGCAAGAUUAUUAAUAACUUUAGUCUCAGGUGGUCAAGUGAUCGAGAUUCCUUUUUGGAUCCUGAACACUGACUACAGUGGCCAUGCAUUGGCUUACAGCUGUGAAAACAUCGAUAGCGAUUAUCGAAUGAUAUGGAGCUGGAAGCUCAGCAAAACAAAGCAGCUCUCAGAAGAAGCUAGCGCAAUCAUCGAUGAAGCUAUUUCAAACAUUGAUGUGCUUAGCAAUGAAUACUAUGAGCGCGUGGACCAAACCGACUCAGCCUGCUUCUACCUACCUGAUUUGGCGCCUGGGGAGCCCGUUUUGAUCGUUGGACAAUGUCAAACUGAUAUUCCUGUUGUACAGAACUUUAACGCUACUUUGUUUUCUGAUCGCUGGCGUGUAAUAGAAAGCUACCCGGUAGACUCCUCGAUAGGAACAUGUGACGAUACAACAUACACAAUUGAUGGGGAAUAUCUGCGAGUAGUCCACACUCAGGUUAUCAACGAACGACUGAACACCAGCCAGGGGUCUGCGAAUCUAGUGGCAGUUGGGAAUGAGGGAAAAAUUCUGGUUACUUAUCCUAAUGCUGACCCGGUUGAAUAUUGGGUACUUGAUACGGACUACAUCUCAUACGCUAUUUUAUACGCCUGUGAAAAUGUAGACACCGAAUGGAGACGAGUAUGGAGUUGGAAGCUGAGUCGCACCACGGAACUGACGGAGGCAGCUGUGGCUAGCAUCAACCGGAUAAUCGACAGCGUCGACGUCCUAAACAACCGCUACUUCCAAGCGAUCGACAAUUCUGACGCCGGCUGCUUCUACUACCCUUAUGCUGAUGGCAACCCCGUCGUGUUCAGAGGCCAGUGCAAUGAAAGCAUCCCUGUAGUGACUGAUUUCAAUGUUACUAGGUACAUGGGUCUGUGGUACGAUAUCGAGAGCUACCCCCAAGCAUUCCAAGAUGGAACCUGCGCGACUGCGACCUACACACUAUACGACGUGGUUGAAGUAUACAACACUCAAGUCAUCAACGAAACCUUGGACUUCAUUUAUGGAAGCGCUGUCCCUGAAAAUGACGACGGAUUAGCGAAGUUACUUGUGACUUUCCCUAUAGCUGGAACUGACUUUACCGUCACCACUCAAUACUGGGUGUUGGACACGGAUUAUGAAAACUACGCAGUCGUCUACUCAUGUGCUAACCUCAAUGACGAAUCGCGCAGAGUAACAAGCUGGAAGCUUAGCAGACAGAAAACUUUAACUCAAGAGUCAGAAACAGCUAUAGACGCAGUAUUAGACAGCGUCCAAGUUCUCAGCCAGGAGUACUUCGUGAACAGAGACCACACUGACAGUGGGUGCUUCUACUUCCCUGAAGCGGAGGCUGGCAAGCCUGUGGUCUUCCCGGGACAGUGCGAUGAGAGUAUCCAAGCGGAACCGGAUUUUAAUUUUGAUCGAUUCUCAGGAUUAUGGCACGAAACAGCCGCCUACCCCAAAGUAGAGGUGGAGGGACAAUGCAUUAACUACGACUUCAGAACUGCAACUGCUGACUCCUUCAGUCUGUACACGGCUCAAGUCAUUGGCCUAGACCUAGACGAGAAUAACGCAACUGUAGUUCGCACUUCGACUGACAACAGCGCUAAGUUCACUAUUACCAUUACCUCUGGUGGAAACACAAUCCAGAUACCUUAUUGGAUUUUGUCAACCGAUUACGAGAACUAUACUUUAGCAUACAGUUGCAGGAACAUCGACGCUAACUAUAGAGAAGUGCAUAGUUGGAAAUUAAGUCGCACUAAGGAAAUGACACCAGUAUCAGAAGAAGCCAUCAGAAACGCUAUGUCAGACAUCCAAGUCUUAGACGACCGCUACUUCGAAUCGACCAGCCAAAGCGAUGAGUCUUGCUUCUACCUUCCCGUGCUGGGUCCAGAAGACCCCGUUGUAUUCGUUGGACAAUGUGACCCUAAUAUUCAAGUCAUUCGGGAUUUCGAACCGACUAGAUACGAAGGUCGCUGGCGCCUCAUCGAAAGCUACGCUUCAGAGUUCCAAACUGGCACCUGUAGCGAUGCCACUUACACCAUUCAGAACGAUGGCUCCGUCUUAGUUUACAACACGCAAGUCGUCGACGAGACUCUGGACACUAUCACCGGAUCAGCUGUUCUUGCCACUGCCGACGGCUCUGGGAAACUACUAGUGACCUUCCCUGGAGCUCCUGAACCUGUGGAGUACUGGAUUUUGGACACAGACUAUUUGUCAUACGCGUUGGUCUAUAGUUGCGUCAACCUGAACAGCGAUCAAAGGCGAGUGUGGAGUUGGAAGAUGAGUCGCACGACAGAACUGUUGCCGGAAGCGGCGACCAACAUCAGCCGUAUAGUCGACAGCAUCAACGUAUUGAACGACCGUUACUACCAAGAGGUCGACAACACUGACGCUGGCUGCUUCUACUACCCCACUCCUGACGGCAACCCCGUCGAGUUCAGGGGCCAGUGUAAUGAGAGCAUCCCUGUAGUGACUAGUUUCGAGAUUAACAGAUACAUGGGUCUGUGGUACGACAUCGAAAGUUACCCCCAAGCAUUCCAAGAUGGAACCUGCGCGACUGCGACCUACACACUAAGUGACAGCGGUGUCGUAGUAUACAAUACUCAAGUCGUUAAUGAAACUUUGGACGAUAUCUAUGGAACCGCUGUGCCGGAAAACGACGAUGGAUUGGCGAAGUUGCUUGUGACUUUCCCUAUCGCUGGAACUAACUUGACUGUCACCUCUCCAUACUGGGUGCUGGAUACGGACUAUAUUAACUACGCAGUGGUCUACUCGUGUGUCAACCUUGGUGACGAUGCUCGUAGAGUAUCAAGCUGGAAGCUCAGCAGGCAGAAGACCCUAUCACAGGCAUCAGAAAUAGCAAUCAGAGAAGUAGUAGACAGCGUGCAAGUUCUCAGCGACCAAUAUUUCGUGAAUAGAGACCACACUGACAGUGGGUGCUUCUACUUCCCUGAAGCGGAGGCUGGCAAGCCUGUGGUCUUCCCGGGACAGUGCGAUGAGAGUAUCCAAGCGGAACCGGAUUUUAAUUUCGAUCGAUUCUCAGGAUUAUGGCACGAAACAGCCGCUUACCCCGAACUACAAACGGAGGGUCAAUGCGUCAACUACGAGUUCACAACAGCGACUACAGACUCCUUCAGUCUGUACACUGCUCAAGUUAUAGGCCUGGACCUUGAUGUGGCUAAUGCCACUUUGGUUCGAGCUUCUACUGACAACAGCGCUAAAUUCACUAAAAUUAUUGGCUCUGAUGACAUCCAGAUACCAUAUUGGAUUUUGGCAACAGACUAUCAGAACUAUGCUCUUGCAUACAGUUGCCGGAACAUCGACGAGAAUUAUAGAGAAGUAUACAGUUGGAAAUUAAGUCGCACUAAGGAAAUGUCUGCUGAAUCAGAAGAAGCUACCAGAGAAGUCAUGGCAGGCAUCCAAGUUCUAGAUGAUCGUUACUUCGAAUCGACCAUCCAAAGCGAUGAGUCUUGCUUCUACUUGCCCGCGCUGGGUCCACAAGACCCCGUGGUAUUCGUUGGACAAUGCGACCCUAAUAUUCAAGUCAUUCAGGAUUUCAAUGCGACGAGAUAUGAAGGCCGCUGGCGUCUCAUCGAGAGCUACGCUUCAGAAUUCCAAGAUGGGACUUGCAACGACGCCACAUACACCAUUCAGAGCGAUGGCUCCGUCUUAGUUUACAACACGCAAGUCAUCAAUGAGUCUCUGGAUACCAUCACCGGUUCAGCUGUGCUAGCCACUGCUGAUGGGUCUGGAAAGCUGCUAGUGACCUUCCCUGGAGCACCGGAACCUGUGGAGUACUGGAUUUUGGAUACAGACUAUGAAUCAUACGCAUUGGUCUACAGUUGCGUCAACCUAAACAGCGAUCAAAGAAGAGUAUGGAGCUGGAAACUCAGCCGGACCACGAGCUUGACAGACGCCGCUGUUACCGCCAUAGAUGAAACCAUCGCUGCCGUGAAUGUCCUCGACGCCCGCUACUACUCUUCGAUGGACCACUCAGCCACCGGCUGCUUCUAUUUCCCAGUUCCCGACGGCAACCCGGUCACAUUCCGGGGGCAGUGCGACCAGACCAUAGAAGUUGUUUCAGACUUCGAGUUACAAAGGUAUAUGGGCGUCUGGUACGACAUCGAGAGCUACCCACAAGCCUUCCAAGACGGCACUUGUGCUACAGCCACCUACACUCUCAAUGGGGACACUGUGACCGUCUUCAACACACAGAUCGUUGAACAACUUCUAGACAGUGUGAAUGCUACCGCUGUACAAGCGGCCAACGACGGACAAGCGAAAUUCAUCGUCUCUUUCCCUGUCCCUGGUUCUGACUUGACAGUGGACGUACCAUAUUGGGUGUUGGAUACUGACUACAGCAGCUACGCGCUGGUCUACUCUUGCAGUCAAAUAAAUGAGGAAUACAGAAGUGUAACCAGUUGGAAACUCAGCCGAACGAGAGAACUAACGCCAGAAGCCCGAACUGCUAUCAACGCCGUAAUAGAGAACAUCCAAGUAUUAGACAACCAGUACUACAACGAGCGAGGGCAUACAGAAGAACAGUGCUUCUUCUACCCUGACAACUUCGGAGGGCCGGUGGUGCUGAAUGGACAGUGUGAGCCGCAAAAUGUUGUGCAAAACUUUACUCUCAAUUUGUUUGCUGGCACAUGGCACGAAGCAGCCCGCUUCCCAUCCGACUCCCAAACCGGCGAAUGCGCCGCCAAUGAAUUCACGAUCAACGACAACUCCUUUGUGUUGACGCAGACCAUUGUGUACAAUGAGAGGUUGACCACGGUCUCCGGACCAGCUGUUGUGGCUAGCGAUGGCAGUGGUGUUAUUACUGCUACGCUGCAGAAUGAUGAAGGAGUCUCCGUUGAUGUGGAGCUUAGCAUCUUAGACACGGACUACACGGAAUACGCGUUACUAUUCAGCUGUGUGAAUGUAGAAGAGACCAGCAAACAAAUAUACAGUUGGAAAAUGAGUCGCACCAGAUCAGGUCUCUCCCAAUCAGCCAACGACAUAAUAGACGAAGUGGUCAGACAAAACGUGGACCUCCACGAGAAUUAUUACGAGCCCAGUGACCAGAGCUAUGACGGAUGUUUCUACUACCCCGUCUUUGAGGAAACGCCUGCGGCUAUCGUGUUGCCGGGGCAUUGCGAUGAUAGGAUCCAAGCCAAGGCCGACUUUGAUGUUGAGGCUUACCUCGGCAGAUGGUUUGAAAUAUCCAAAUACCCGCAAAGGGACCAAGUGGGCGAAUGCUCCCGCGCACACUAUAGCCCUGGACAAGGCGAUGCUCCAGUAUAUGUGAUGAACACAAUCGUCUACAACCAAACCCUGGAGACGAGGGAAGGAACGGUAGUGCUGCACAGCACUGAUGGAAGCGGCCUUUUGUGGGUCACCUUCGUUCUCGAUAAUGGAGUGGUUGCGGAAACGAAUUACUACGUUCUGGAAACUGACUACAUAAACUUCGCUCUCGUCUACAGCUGCAGGGACUUAGACAAUGGCGACAGCGAAGUAUACAGUUGGAAGCUCAGCAGAGAGCCAACCCUCAGCGACGCAGACAACAACAUAAUCGAUGACGUCAUAAGAAACACAAGAGGUCUGUUAGAAGAGUACUACGUACCGACCAGCCAAAGCGACGAGGAUUGCUUCUACGUGCCCGAACUGAAUGAAAACGCUGCGGUGCUCUUUAGAGGACAGUGUGAAAGUGUCACUGGCGUAGAAGGAUUUGAUGUGUCUCGGUUCGCGGGCUGGUGGCACGAGAUAGAGCGAUACCCCACAGACAGCAACCCAGGCCAUUGCACCAGCUCUCAGUACACCAGCGUUGGCAACACCUUCCAAGUGGUCGAUACCAGCGUAUUCGACCUCACAGGACAGAUCACCACCGGCACUGUAGUGGCAAGCGGCAGUGGCGUCCUGACUAGGACCCUGAGCAAUGGACAAGUCGAAGAAUUGGUUGUUCUGGCAACGGAUUAUGAAACAUAUUCGCUGCUGUACUCCUGUUCCAAUACUGAAGAUGGAGAACACAGGCGAGUAUGGAGCGCUAAACACAGCAAGCAGCAAGAACUGUCAGAAUCAGCUAAAACCGCGUUGGAGCCUAUAAUUGAAGCCAACAAAGUUCUGUACCCGCAAUUCUAUCUGCCAGUUGAUCAGUCCGAUGACGCUUGCUUCCAUUACCCUGAGCCGACUGGUCAAAAGGUCAUUCUUCGCGGACAGUGCGAUGACAACAUUCCGACUGUUCGGGACUUUGACGUUCCUUCGUAUACCGGCGACUGGUACCUCAUUGAGCAAUACCCCAACCCCCACGUCUCCGACUCUGGCUCGUGUGUGGGGGCUCGCUACACGUACGACUUUGAGACAGAGGAGAUCUCAGUUCUCCACUGGGAGGUCGUGGGAGGCAACCUUACCUCGAUCAAUGGCACCGCGAGCGCGGAUGGUGGAAAGAUAGUUUUAACUAUGGCGGUUCCAGACAGCGAUGACACUACAACUACCGAGUUGAAAAUCUUGCAGACUGACUACGCCUCAUACUCUCUGGCGUACACUUGCACAAACAUUAAUCAGUUCGAACGCGAAGUAACUGCCUACAAGUUCAGCAGAACGCGCUCCCUUCCAGCGAGUGCUGUGUCCGCUAUCAACUCAUACAUGGCGACGAGACAAGAGCUUCACCAGCCGUACUUCACCUCGGUGGACCAAGAUGAAGAAUGUCUGGAACCCAGCUCCGCGCUCCUGAUUCGCGGUAGCUUCGUAGUGUUACUAAUCUGCGCUGUUUGGCAGAUUUUAUUGUAAUUUAUUCGUAGGAACAUAUAGUUGCGUGACUUAUUAUAGAUGGAUUUAACGCAAUUUAAUUUCCUUAUUGAUAAAUGAAGGUACAGUCGACAUCCAAUAAAUUGGAGCGGUCAAGGUCUUCGCAAAUAAAGCCUGACCAGAAAUAUAUGACUACGCGCCAUGUUGCGGAAUUUCAUUAGAACUAUUUUCUUCAUACUAAACUUAACUGUCACCCCAUACAUCAGAAUAACAGCGCCCUCUUAACAAUAAUUAUAUUUCUGGUCAGGUUUUAAGUAGGUCCCUAGGUACUUACGUACAGUCAAACAAUUUGAAGCCCAGGCCACUGUAGAACCUUUCCACAGUAAAC
Molecule: messenger RNA, 9082 nt
Organism: Leguminivora glycinivorella
Lineage: Eukaryota; Metazoa; Arthropoda; Insecta; Lepidoptera; Tortricidae
Exons: 49
Coding region: 46-8736 (2896 amino acids)
Biological process (GO): symbiont-mediated perturbation of host defenses
Molecular function (GO): pigment binding
Source: RefSeq, a predicted model, not a curated record